AUGCCGCAUACCACGAGCAUCCCCGUCGGCGGAGCCACCAAGCCGGAGACGAUCGAGGCCAUGGCCGGCAAUUGGAGCGACUUCCAGUUCGCUCCCAUCCGCGAAAGCCAGGUCUCACGUGCCAUGACCAGACGCUACUUCGCAGAUCUGGACAAGUACACCGAGAGUGACAUUGUCAUCGUUGGCGCUGGCAGCUGCGGGCUUUCCAGUGCUUAUGUCCUCGGUAAGGCUCGUCCUGACCUGAAGAUUGCCAUCAUUGAGGCCGGCGUCGCCCCCGGUGGCGGUGCUUGGCUCGGUGGUCAGCUUUUCAGCGCUAUGGUCAUGCGCAAGCCGGCCGACGCUUUCUUGCGCGAAAUCGGCGUGCCGUACGAAGAUGAGGGCCCAGAAUCAAGCUUCGUCGUUGUCAAGCACGCUGCGCUCUUCACCAGCACUGUCUUGUCGAAGGUCUUGCAGUUCCCGAAUGUUAAGCUCUUCAACGCCACGGCUGUUGAGGACCUCAUCACUCGCAAGGACGGCAAGGGCGGCAUCCGCAUUGCGGGAGUGGUCACAAACUGGACGCUGGUUAGCAUGCAUCACGAUGAUCAGUCUUGCAUGGACCCGAAUACCAUCAAUGCUCCAGUCAUCAUCUCCACUACUGGUCACGACGGUCCCUUCGGCGCCUUCUCCGCCAAACGACUCGUCUCCAUGAACGCCCUCUCCGCUCUCGGCGGCAUGCGCGGUCUCGACAUGAAUACUGCCGAAGAUGCCAUCGUCAAAGGCACGCGUGAAAUUGUUCCAGGCCUCAUCAUCGGCGGCAUGGAGCUCUCUGAAGUCGACGGCGCCAACCGCAUGGGACCGACCUUCGGCGCCAUGGCGUUGAGCGGUGUCAAAGCUGCUGAAGAAGCUUUGAAGGUGUUCGAGGAGCGCAGGGCUGAGUGUGCUCCGGCUGGUGCGAAGUUGAUGGCUUAG
Baudoinia panamericana UAMH 10762 is the source of this 948-nucleotide messenger RNA. RefSeq lists its product as uncharacterized. Bases 1 to 948 code for a protein of 315 amino acids. NCBI's taxonomy places the organism in Eukaryota, Fungi, Ascomycota, Dothideomycetes, Mycosphaerellales, Teratosphaeriaceae. The transcript has 3 exons. Gene Ontology annotation, biological process: thiamine biosynthetic process. The record is from RefSeq and is a predicted model, not a curated record.